AUGGACGAUUAUCCACAGCUGGAAACAAUGGAAACCAACGAUAUUCCUGUAUCUACAAUAGAAACAGAAGUUCCACUCGAUGAUCAACUUACAGCUAGCAGAGAUGUUUACAUACAAACUAUUUUAACUGCAAACAGACUCGAUGAUGAAUCGCAAAAUUAUCGAGAAUACAAACAGACUAUAGAUAUUGGCAUACAAACAAUAUCUACAGAUAUUGUCUUGGAUGUUAAUGUAACGAACGAGCGUGAACAGGCAACAAAUCAAAGAGGCAAUGCCAGGAAUAAUCCAACACAUCCGGUAGAUGGGACAGCUGAAAAUGUCAAUCAAGAAGUAACACGUGGUGGAAGACAAACAGGAAGAUCAGCAGCAAAUCCGAAUACUGACAGAAAUCGAUCUAAUCAACGAAAUAGACAUAAUACAAAAAAAAUUAAUAAAGAAAAUCUUAAAAGUGAUGGAAAAGAUCCAAGUCCUAUUCUAGGAUAUGCAGAAGAACCUUUAUUACCACUUGCACAAGCAUGUGCUCCAUUAAAUGAUAUCUUUCAUAAUUUAUCAUUCUAUGUUGACGUAGCAUUAAAAGAAACUCCUGAACAACCGCCCGAUGGAUUAACAGUUAAUGAAAGUGCUGCAAUUCGUCUUUAUACAAU
Adineta steineri is the source of this 644-nucleotide messenger RNA. Lineage: Eukaryota; Metazoa; Rotifera; Eurotatoria; Adinetida; Adinetidae. The record is from the annotation of a GenBank genome assembly.